This is a messenger RNA of Suncus etruscus (white-toothed pygmy shrew), 2632 nucleotides long. It is a transcript of the gene MSL1, whose product is annotated as MSL complex subunit 1. The record is from RefSeq and is a predicted model, not a curated record. The transcript is spliced from 9 exons. Gene Ontology annotation, cellular component: MSL complex. The coding region runs from base 1 to 1935 and encodes 644 amino acids. Lineage: Eukaryota; Metazoa; Chordata; Mammalia; Eulipotyphla; Soricidae.
AUGCGAUCCGCAGUGUUCAAGGCGGCCGCGGCCCCGGCCGGCGGCACCCCCGAGCAGCAGCGCCUGGACUACGAGCGCGCGGCGGCGCUGGGCGGGCCCGAGGACGAGCCCGGGCCGGCCGAGGCGCACUUCCUCCCGCGCCACCGCAAGCUCAAGGAGCCGGGCCCCCCGCUGGCGUCCGCGGCGCCCGCGCCCGCCGCCUCGGCCCACCAGGCCGGCAGCCACCCCGCGCCCGCGCCCGCGCCCGCCCCGGCCGGCUGCGGCGCCAAGGGCCGCGGCUUGCUGCUGCCGGCCGGGGCGGCCCCCGGGCAGCAGGAAGAGAGCUGGGGCGGCUCGGCGCCCUUGCCCUGCCCGCCGCCCGCCUCCAAGCAAGCCGGCGUCGGCGGCGAGCCCGCGGCGGCCGGCGCGGGCUGCAGCCCCCGGCCCAAGUACCAGGCGGUGCUGCCCCUGCACACGGGCUCGCUCGUGGCGGCCACGGAGCCCACGCCCUGGGUCGGCGACCAAGUCGGGGCGGCUCCCCCGGCGGCCACCGCCUCGGACCCGGCGGCCGUCGGGCCCCCGCCGCUCGCGCUCUCCGGGCCGCCCCUCUUGGCGCCCACCGCCGCCGCCAACGCCAACGCCAACGCCGCCGCGGCCGGCAGCCUGGCGGGCAGCGAGGGCCGAUGGAAGAGCCUCAGGAAGAGCCCGCUCGGGGCCGGCGGCGGGGUCGGGGUCGGCGUCGGCGUCGGCUCCGGCGCCUCCAGCCAGGCCGCCUGCCUCAAGCAGAUCCUCCUGCUGCAGCUGGACCUCAUCGAGCAGCAGCAGCAGCAGCUGCAGGCCAAGGAGAAGGAGAUCGAGGAGCUCAAGUCGGAGCGGGACACGCUUGUUGCUCGGAUUGAACGUAUGGAAAGGCGGAUGCAGCUGGUAAAGAAGGAUAACGAGAAGGAAAGGCACAAGCUGUUUCAGGGCUAUGAAACUGAAGAGAGAGAGGAAACGGAGCUCUCUGAGAAAAUUAAACUGGAGUGCCAGCAGGAGCUUGAAACUUCCCAGACUUUGCCUCCCAAGCCUUUCUCAUGUGGGCGGAGUGGAAAGGGACACAAAAGGAAAUCCUCAUUUGGAAGUACAGAAAGAAAGAUUGCUGUUAAAAAGCUGGCUCCUGAAUUUUCAAAAGUCAAAACAAAAACUCCUAAGCACUCUCCUGUUAAAGAGGAACCUUGUGGUUCCUUAUCUGAAACUGUUUGUAAACGUGAAUUGAGGAGCCAAGAAACUCCAGAAAAAACCCGCUCUUCAGUGGACACCCCACCAAGACUCUCCACUCCCCAGAAGGGACCCAGCACCCAUCCCAAGGAGAAAACCUUCUCAAGUGAGAUAGAAGAUUUGCCGUACCUUUCCACCACAGAAAUGUACUUGUGUCGUUGGCACCAGCCUCCCCCAUCACCGUUACCAUUACGGGAAUCCUCUCCAAAGAAGGAGGAGACUGUAGCAAGGUGUCUGAUGCCAUCAAGUGUUGCAGGAGAAACUUCAGUCUUGGCUGUUCCUUCUUGGAGGGACCACUCAGUAGAGCCGCUAAGGGACCCAAAUCCUUCAGAUCUUUUGGAGAACCUGGAUGACAGUGUGUUUUCAAAGCGGCAUGCAAAACUGGAGCUGGAUGAGAAGAGAAGGAAAAGGUGGGAUAUUCAGAGGAUCAGGGAACAAAGAAUUUUACAGCGACUACAGCUCAGAAUGUAUAAAAAGAAAGGAAUUCAGGAAUCUGAGCCUGAGGUUACCUCAUUUUUCCCUGAGCCGGAUGAUGUUGAAAGUUUGAUGAUUACCCCCUUCUUGCCUGUUGUAGCAUUUGGACGACCAUUACCAAAAUUAACUCCACAGAAUUUUGAGUUGCCCUGGUUGGAUGAACGUAGCCGAUGUAGGUUGGAGAUCCAGAAAAAGCAAACACCACACCGGACGUGUAGGAAAUAACUGUGUUGACAAGAACCAUCUAUCUUCAGAUAGUUGUAGCUUGCCAUUCCCAGAGAAUGGCAGAGACCUGUUUAUGUGACCAAUGUCCUUAUGUAUGUUACCGUUCACUGAUAAAUGCCCUUCCAUACGCCCUGAUCUUGGUUUUGUUUGCAUCACUCUUGAUUUCACAAAAACUCUUUUAUUGGGAUAAUUGUGAAUUAUGGAGGGUGUUGGGAUUUCUUUUUCUUUUUGGGGAAAUGAACUCCCAAACUCAGUUUAUAGGAUGGGCAGGUAUGGAAGCAUUGGGGUUUGCUUCUAUACAUUUGCCUUUGUUAAAGGGGUACAAGGGCUCUCUUCAUUUAAUCUUGGGGAAGACAAAGCAGCCCCCACAGUUAGAGCCGUGCCUACAUGGCACUCUUCUUGCCCUGGUAUAUCCUUCCUUAUUGUUUUCAGUAUAGUGAUUUUUACCCUAAAACAAAAACAAAAAAAAAACCUCACUACAAUCUUAAGGACCAGAUGAGGAAUUACAAGAUAAAACAAGUCAUCUUCACAGUUUGGAGAGUUUAUGUGUAAAAAAAAAAACAAAUUUUUUUCCUCAAGAUUUAUUCUGUGACAUGGCCAUAUGAAAAGGGAUAUUUGGUGAUGCUUAUUUUCUUAGUUAAUGGGUAACAAUUUAUUCCUCCACCCCCUCAAAAAAUAAAAUUGUUGUAAAAGAGAA